AUGGCUCUCAUUGUCGACAAGCAUAGGCCAAGAUCGCUCGACGCGCUCACAUAUCACGAUGAGCUUACGGAUCGCCUUCGCUCUCUUGCACAAAGCGGCGAUUUCCCCCAUCUCCUCGUAUACGGACCGUCGGGCGCGGGAAAAAAGACUAGAAUCGUGGCCACUUUGAAGGAGCUUUACGGGCCCGGCGUGGAAAAAAUCAAGAUUGACUCGCGCGUCUUCCAGACGAGCAGCAACCGCAAGCUCGAGUUCAAUAUUGUCGCAUCCGUUUACCACCAGGAAAUCACGCCGUCGGACGUCGGAAACUAUGAUAGGGUGGUUGUCCAGGACCUCCUCAAGGAGGUAGCGCAGACGCAGCAGGUCGAUCAGUCGGCCAAGCAGCGCUUCAAGGUUGUCGUCAUCAACGAAGCUGAUCACCUGAGCCGUGAUGCGCAAGCUGCGCUGCGUCGCACCAUGGAGAAGUACUCGCCCAAUUUACGACUGAUCCUCCUCGCAAACUCCACCUCGAACAUCAUCGCCCCGAUUCGUUCGCGAACACUGCUUGUCCGGGUUGCUGCGCCGUCGCACGAAGAAAUCUGCGACGUGCUCGCUUACGCGGCGAAGAAGGAGAAUUGGAGCGUAGUCAAGGGACUGCACCAAAGAAUAGCUGUGGAGAGCGGGCGUAACCUCCGCAAGGCUCUGUUGAUGUAUGAGGCAGUGCAUGCGCAAAACGAAAAGGUGACUGACAGCACUCCGAUACCGCCUGCGGACUGGGACGCACUCAUUGGACAGAUUGCCAGGGAGAUUAUGGACGAGCACACUCCUGCUCGAAUUUUGCAAGUCCGAUCGAAGCUAUAUGACCUCCUGACACAUUGCAUCCCCCCGACGACGAUCCUCAAAACACUCACUUUCAAGCUGCUGAGCAUGAUUGACGAUGGGCUCAAGGGCGAGGUGAUUCGAUGGUCCGCAUUCUACGAACACCGUAUCAAGACGGGAACAAAGGUGAUUUUCCACCUAGAGGCGUUCGUGGCCAAGUUUAUGAGGAUUCUGGAAAUGUACCUGAUGAGCAUGGAUAUGUGA
Molecule: messenger RNA, 1059 nt
Organism: Beauveria bassiana ARSEF 2860
Lineage: Eukaryota; Fungi; Ascomycota; Sordariomycetes; Hypocreales; Cordycipitaceae
Product: putative activator 1 subunit 5
Exons: 3
Coding region: 1-1059 (352 amino acids)
Biological process (GO): DNA-templated DNA replication; DNA repair
Cellular component (GO): nucleus; Elg1 RFC-like complex; DNA replication factor C complex
Molecular function (GO): DNA binding; DNA clamp loader activity; ATP hydrolysis activity
Source: RefSeq, a predicted model, not a curated record